Strongylus vulgaris is the source of this 434-nucleotide messenger RNA. The record is from the annotation of a GenBank genome assembly. Lineage: Eukaryota; Metazoa; Nematoda; Chromadorea; Rhabditida; Strongylidae.
GCUACAAAAACGCCCUGCUGUGUUGAUACUCUCCUACCAGGAGUGUGUAGGGCGCUGUAUAACAGAAACCAUAAGAAGUUCACUCGACAGUGCAGGACAAAUCCAGACUUCAGUUUUAUUCAAUGUUGCCAUUCAUGUCACUUCAAUGAGAACCUAUUCACCGCUAAAGAUCGUCCAGUUGCUGCCGAUCUAUACAUGAGAGAUGCUGAGGAACUUCUCAUAAGAAAAGAAUCUUUGCAAUGCUUUGACCGACAUGGAGCAGCCUUUUGUGAAGCUUUUGCUGCAAAACAAGGCCAAUGGGCGCGUGGUGGAUUCACAUGUGAACAUGCAGUGUUUGCAUUCAGACUCUGCCGAAAGACCUGUGGAUACUGCAGCGGGCAAAUUUCCAUUUCUUUCCACUUUUUGGAACUUAUUUGCUCAAUCUUCUCUUAGCG